This is a messenger RNA of Aureobasidium uvarum, 162 nucleotides long. The record is from the annotation of a GenBank genome assembly. NCBI's taxonomy places the organism in Eukaryota, Fungi, Ascomycota, Dothideomycetes, Dothideales, Saccotheciaceae.
AUGGCUGGUCCCUCACGUCCCGCUGGCGCCCAUGGCGGCCACCCCAUCCACAUCCACCCCGUCCGUCCUCUCUACAGAUUCGCUGCCACUGGCCUCGGUGCCAGCAUGUGGUUCUUCGACGGGCCUGCUCUCCUCGGCUGGAAGCACCCCUGGGAUCACUAG